Molecule: messenger RNA, 2303 nt
Organism: Schistosoma spindalis
Lineage: Eukaryota; Metazoa; Platyhelminthes; Trematoda; Strigeidida; Schistosomatidae
Source: the annotation of a GenBank genome assembly
UGCAUGUGUGCGCAUGCGUGCGUACGUGUGAAGUGGUAUACGACAUAGAAUGUGAUAUGACAUGCAGUAUAAGUACAUUGUUCUUUUCAUUAACCUUUAUAACAGUAUUUGAUUUAUCAUUUGUUAUAAAUGGUAACCGAUCGAUGUUAAGACAGAUUUAACAUUUUAUAGAUAUUAUAGACUUUUUUUUAGUUUUUUGUACAUGGUGUAUAUAUAUACAACUGGACAUGUCUACUACUACUACUACUACUACUACUACUACUACUACUACUACUACUACUACUACUACUACUACUACUACUACUACUACUACUACUACUACUACUACUACUACUACUACUACUACUACUACUACUACUACUACUACUACUACUACUACUACUACUACUACUACUACUACUACUACUACUACUACUACUACUACUACUACUACUACUACUACUACUACUACUACUACUACUACUACUACUACUACUACUACUACUACUACUACUACUACUACUACUACUACUACUACUACUACUACUACUACUACUACUACUACUACUACUACUACUACUACUACUACUACUACUACUACUACUACUACUACUACUACUACUACUACUACUACUACUACUACUACUACUACUACUACUACUACUACUACUACUACUACUACUACUACUACUACUACUACUACUACUACUACUACUACUACUACUACUACUACUACUACUACUACUACUACUACUACUACUACUACUACUACUACUACUACUACUACUACUACUACUACUACUACUACUACUACUACUACUACUACUACUACUACUACUACUACUACUACUACUACUACUACUACUACUACUACUACUACUACUACUACUACUACUACUACUACUACUACUACUACUACUACUACUACUACUACUACUACUACUACUACUACUACUACUACUACUACUACUACUACUACUACUACUACUACUACUACUACUACUACUACUACUACUACUACUACUACUACUACUACUACUACUACUACUACUACUACUACUACUACUACUACUACUACUACUACUACUACUACUACUACUACUACUACUACCACUACUACUACUACUACUACUACUACUACUACUACUACUACUACUACUACUACUACUACUACUACUACUACUACUACUACUACUACUACUACUACUACUACUACUACUACUACUACUACUACUACUACUACUACUACUACUACUACUACUACUACUACUACUACUACUACUACUACUACUACUACUACUACUACUACUACUACUACUACUACUACUACUACUACUACUACUACUACUACUACUACUACUACUACUACUACUACUACUACUACUACUACUACUACUACUACUACUACUACUACUACUACUACUACUACUACUACUACUACUACUACUACUACUACUACUACUACUACUACUACUACUACUACUACUACUACUACUACUACUACUACUACUACUACUACUACUACUACUACUACUACUACUACUACUACUACUACUACUACUACUACUACUACUACUACUACUACUACUACUACUACUACUACUACUACUACUACUACUACUACUACUACUACUACUACUACUACUACUACUACUACUACUACUACUACUACUACUACUACUACUACUACUACUACUACUACUACUACUACUACUACUACUACUACUACUACUACUACUACUACUACUACUACUAACUACUACUACUACUACUACUACUACUACUACUACUACUACUACUACUACUACUACUACUACUACUACUACUACUACUACUACUACUACUACUACUACUACUACUACUACUACUACUACUACUACUACUACUACUACUACUACUACUACUACUACUACUACUACUACUACUACUACUACUACUACUACUACUACUACUACUACUACUACUACUACUACUACUACUACUACUACUACUACUACUACUACUACUACUACUACUACUACUACUACUACUACUACUACUACUACUACUACUACUACUACUACUACUACUACUACUACUACUACUACUACUACUACUACCUACUACUACUACUACUACUACUACUACUACUACUACUACUACUACUACUACUACUACUACUACUACUACUACUACUACUACUACUACUACUACUACUACUACUACUACUACUACUACUACUACUACUACUACUACUACUACUACUACUACUACUACUACUACACCUACAAGUAUUACUACUACGACUACCCCUACGACUAAUACCACUACUUCUACUACUGUAG